Messenger RNA from Odobenus rosmarus divergens (Pacific walrus), 2948 nucleotides. It is a transcript of the gene CAPN5, whose product is annotated as calpain 5. Gene Ontology annotation, biological process: proteolysis. The record is from RefSeq and is a predicted model, not a curated record. Gene Ontology annotation, cellular component: cytoplasm. The coding region runs from base 183 to 2105 and encodes 640 amino acids. Lineage: Eukaryota; Metazoa; Chordata; Mammalia; Carnivora; Odobenidae. The transcript has 13 exons. Gene Ontology annotation, molecular function: calcium-dependent cysteine-type endopeptidase activity.
CUCGGGGAUGGAGGCCCUGGCGCUAGAGGCCUGAUUAUCAGCGCUUUCCUCCUGGAGAGGGCCGGAAGAGCCUUCCAGACAGCCGCAGAGCGGCGUGAACAAGGGACCUCAGGAGCCACCCGCGUCCCCACCUCGCUGUCUGCUGCCUUGUCUCGGCCUCCCCUGCUGGGGCAGCCGCCACCAUGUUCUCGUGUGUGAAGCCCUACGAGGACCAGCACUACUCUGCCCUGAAGCGGGCCUGUCUGCGCAGGAAGGUGCUCUUUGAGGACCCCAACUUCCCAGCCACCGAUGACUCGCUGUACUAUAAGGGCACUCCAGGCCCCACAGUCAGGUGGAAGCGGCCCAAGGACAUAUGUGAGGACCCGCGCCUCUUUGUGGACGGCAUCAGCUCCCAUGACCUGCACCAGGGCCAAGUGGGCAACUGCUGGUUUGUGGCGGCCUGCUCGUCGCUCGCCUCCCGGGAGUCACUGUGGCAGAAGGUCAUCCCAGACUGGAAGGAGCAGGAGUGGGACCCCCAGAAACCCAAUGCCUAUGCGGGCAUCUUCCACUUCCACUUCUGGCGCUUUGGGGAGUGGGUGGACGUGGUCAUUGAUGACCGGCUGCCCACAGUCAACAACCAGCUCAUCUACUGCCACUCCAGCUCCCGCAACGAGUUCUGGUGUGCCCUGGUGGAGAAGGCCUAUGCCAAGCUGGCGGGCUGUUACCAGGCCCUGGAUGGAGGCAACACGGCGGAUGCGUUGGUGGACUUCACAGGAGGCGUUUCCGAGCCCAUUGACCUGACUGAGGGCGGCUUCGCCAACGACGAGGCCAAGAGGAACCAGCUCUUUGAGCGCGUGUUGAAGGUGCACAGCCGGGGAGGCCUCAUCAGUGCCUCCAUCAAGGCAGUGACAGCAGCAGACAUGGAGGCCCGCCUGGCGUGUGGCCUGGUGAAGGGCCAUGCGUAUGCCAUCACUGACGUGCGCAAGGUGCGCCUGGGCCAUGGCCUGCUGGCCUUCUUCAAGUCGGAGAAGCUGGACAUGAUCCGCCUGCGUAACCCCUGGGGCGAGCGGGAAUGGAACGGGCCCUGGAGUGACACCUCGGAGGAGUGGCAAAAAGUGAGCAAGAGUGAGCGCGAAAAAAUGGGUGUGACUGUGCAGGAUGACGGGGAGUUCUGGAUGACCUUCGAGGACGUGUGCCGGUACUUCACUGACAUCAUCAAGUGCCGCUUGAUCAAUACAUCUUACCUGAGCGUCCACAAGACGUGGGAGGAGGCCCGGCUGCGGGGCGCCUGGACGCGGCACGAGGACCCCCAGAAGAACCGCAGUGGCGGCUGCAUCAAUCACAAGGACACCUUCUUUCAGAACCCACAAUACAUCUUUGAUGUCAAGAAGCCGGAAGAUGAAGUGCUGAUCUGCAUCCAGCAGCGGCCGAAACAGUCUACCCGCCGGGAUGGCAAGGGUGAAAAUCUGGCCAUUGGCUUUGACAUCUACAAGGUGGAGGAGAACCGCCAAUACCGCAUGCACAGCCUGCAGCACAGGGCCGCCAGCUCCAUCUAUAUCAACUCACGCAGCGUCUUCCUGCGGACGGACCAGCCCGAGGGCCGCUUUGUCAUCAUCCCCACCACCUUCGAGCCGGGCCACACUGGCGAGUUCCUGCUUCGGGUCUUCACUGACGUGCCCUCCAACUGCCAGGAGCUGCGCCUGGACGAGCCCCCCCGCUCCUGCUGGAGCUCCUUGUGCGGCUACCCCCAGCAGGUGACCCAGGUGCACGUCCUAGGGGCUGCUGGGCUCAAGGACUCCUCCACAGGGGCCAACUCUUAUGUGAUCAUUAAGUGUGAGGGGGACAAAGUCCGCUCGGCCGUGCAGAAAGGUACCUCGACGCCUGAGUACGACGUGAAAGGCAUCUUCUACCGCAAGAAGCCAGGCCAGCCCAUCACGGUCCAGAUCUGGAACCACCGAGUCCUGAAAGACGAAUUCCUGGGCCAGGUGCACCUGAAGGCUGACCCCGAUCACCUCCAGGCCCUGCACACUCUGCACCUCCGGGACCGCAACAGCCGGCAGCCUAGCGACCUGCCCGGCACUGUUGCUGUGCGCGUCUUCAGCAGCGUCUCCCUCACGGCUGUCUGACACCUGCCCACCUGCCUGGCCUCCACAGUUUUACCAUCUGCAUGUCCCCAACCUGGCCAGGGACUAGCCUGGGAGCCAGGACGCUGGGGGCCUCUUCCCAGCUUUUCCACUGACUUGCUGGGUGACCUGGGGAGGCCUCUGCCCUUCUCAGGGCCUCAGUGUUCCCAGGCCCCCCGAAGCGUUCCCUUCUCGUGGAGGAGCCUUCCUCUGAGAUUGACAGUAGCUCUCCUUCCCCCAGCUGUCACCACUGCGAAGGGACUCUAUCCGUUGAAAACAUUUCCCCAAGGCCCUGCCGUCUGCAGACGGAGUGCCAAGAUGCCACUUGUUCACACGCAAUCUGCCACGUCCCCAAACCCCCCUCUUGGCCCUUAUGUCCUGGGCCCGCCCCUGUGAACCAGACCUUGCUUUCUCUGUCACCGACACCUGGUUUGCUAGCCACCUUGAAAGGACUCUCAGCUCUUGCUGGGUUCCUGCUUGGGCUGGAGUCAGGAAGAUGGGCAGGUGACAUUUGUUCAUUCUCUAAUCCUGUCCGCUUGCCCAUCCAUUUAUUUAUUCAACAGAGAUUUGCCAAAUGAAUGAACGAUGCCCAUGAGGCCCCCGGUGGCGCCAGGCACCUCCCUGCUGCUCUGGGAGACCCGGCGUCUGUCCCUGGCCUCACCCCUGCUCUCAGGUCCUCUCCGAGGCCGAAGCCCAGAUGCCCAGGUGCCCAGAUUCCCAGAGGAGUUAUGGCUGCCAUCUCACCCCAGGCUCUGAUUUCAGUCCUGGCCUCGGUGAAGGCCCCUAGUGGGAUGGCAGCAGCGGUGGGGAGGAAGGGCGUCUUCCUGCCUCUACUGCCUUCAGGCC